UCAAGACCAUUUGGCAACUGAGAGGGAAAGCAGAUGUCAGGAGGAGCUACACCCACAUUCCGGGGAGGGGCCGCUGCUGGGUGGGGGGCACGUGGGGACCUGCACUCACGCAAGCUUCUGCUCUGCUGCGCCCACCAGCCCCGUCCUCGCCCGCACCCUUGCCUGCUUCCCUGGCUGGCUCCCACUUGCCUCCCGUGCCAGGUGCUUCUGGGGCUCAGCAGGAGAGGAAAGGGGCAGAGGGGCAUAGGGUCCCUCGGGUACUGUGGGGGCAGGCGGGCGCACAGCGCUCCGGCUCUGAGCCAGGCCUGUGAGGGAAGGGGCUGCAGGCUGGCAGGGUGCCGACUUCCCCCAUGGCUGCUGUGAGCCCGCAGAGUCAUCCUUGGCCCCGUCCCGCCCUUGGGGAAGAAUGGGCCCCUCUGUCCUCAGGCCCCUUCGACGUGCUGAGCAUCCAGACGUGGCGAGGAGCCCGAAGGGUGUGGGGUCCCCUCUGCAGGGUCCUGCUUGUUGCCUGUUUCCGGCGGGCGGGGUGCACAAUGGGGUCUCUAAGGACCGUUUCCCGCCACUGGCCCCAUUGUCACUGUCUCCGCCUUCCUCCUCAGCCUUUCAGCCGCAUAAAGGGCCAGUGAGGUUUGGGACAGCCACAGCCCAAGGCCCUGAGGCUAAAAGCCCCUGAGUGGGGGUGUUCCAGAACACCUGGCCCUGUGUGAGCUGCCUCCUCUCACCCCAACCCCUUGGAUCCUGGGAAAGACAGCCAUGGCUCAAGGGCCAGGGACCCCUGGGCUGAGCCCCAGAAAUGGCUUUCCAUUCUCGCCUGGGCCGGGGUGGGGAUGGAGGCCAGAGGCCCUGCCCAGGCAGAUGAAGCCCCCAGCUUUCAAGGGGGAAACUGAGGCUGUGUGAGGGACACGGCUGUGCAGGGCCCACAAACACGGUCCUUUCUCUAGGUUAGCAGAUGCAGAUGCUGAUGAGUGCCAUGCCCUCUGUGGACACCUGGGGGGGGUCACCUCCAGCGCCGCCCUGUGACUUCCACAGGGCAGCUUGUCUGAAAGCUGCACGUUCAAGGGACUUACCCUUUCACACAGAUCACCUGCCUACCGCAGGGCUGAUGAGGAUGGGUGAGGAGCGCAGCCAUUGGGUGUCAUGCACUGUGGGGGUUCACCCACCUUCUGCCCCUCCUCAGGUUCCUUGCUGCUUCUCUCCUCUCCCAACUGUGGCACGCUGAGGGCUCAGGCACAGGACCGCUCCUCUGGGGCAGCCUCCAAUAACCCUUGGACAACCUCCACUUUUUCAUCUUCAGCCCUGACCACUCCCUGGGGCCCAUAGCCUUACAUCCAUCUGCCCCCAGCCCAAACACUUCCGCAAAGACUAGAAAAGGAGGUAGCCCGUGUGCCCUCCUGCACCGCCUCCUCCACUCCUGUCUUGGAGAGGCUUUCCCAUGGGCCAAGCAACCCCCUUACCUUUGGCACUUGCCCUGAUUCUCUGGCCAGCUUCCUACAACCUCUCCUUUUCAGCCACACCCAAGUUCACCUGUUCACAAACACCCUGGGCUGGGCCCUGGCCAAACCCUGGCUUCUACCCACCUGUCUCAGGAAGUGCCUGAGCCUUGCACCUACAGACCCUCCCAGAGAAAGCCCUGGCUUUGCAACCAGCUGUCUUCUCAUGAGACACAGGGCCACAGGAGCACCACGGUGCCCAAAUGGGUCUUGGAGCAUUAGACCAGGGGCUUCAUGCCUGCCCUGAGGACAGGUGGCCAAAGUGGCAUGGGAGAUAGGGAGACGGUGUGGGUGAGCAGGUGGGCAGGAGUUACAGGAGCCUGGGGCCUGUGGAUCACAGACACCGCCAGGCAAGUGCCAGUUCACACAGGUACAGGUGGCUGCAGAGUGCCCAAAGGCCAAGAAGCAGAGUGCCUGGUGUGGACAAGAGAGGAGUGGGGAGGUCGGGCGCAGUGGCUCGCGCCUGUAAUCCCAACACUUUGGGAGGCCGAGGCAAGCAGAUCAUGAGGUCAGGAGAUGGAGACCAUCCUGGCCAACAUGGUGAAACCGUCUCUAAUAAAACACAAAAAAUUAGCCGGACGUGGUGGCAUGCAUCUGUGAUCCCAGCUACUCAAAAGGCUGAGGCAGAGGAAUCACUUGAACCUGGAAGGAAGAGGUUGCAGUGAGCCAAGAUUGCGCCACUGCACUCCAACCUGGGCGAAAGAGCGAGACACAGUCUCAAAAAAAAAAAAAAAAAGAAGAAGAGUGGGGAGUGCACACUAGAGUCCAGUUAGGUGCAUUCAUCCAGUAAGCCUCCUAGGUAACUGCUCUAGGUGCAGGGAAUAAUGCAGGCAGCAGGACAGGAAUGGGUGCUGUCAGCUCCCCCUAGAGCUCAGUGUACAUACACCCUUCCUUUCCUGGGAGGGCCGUUCCAGGCCCCCAGGAGACAGGACACGCUGAGCUGGGUGGGGCUGGGGCCAACGUGGGCAGGCCUGUGAGACUCUGCACUUGGGAGCUGGGGGCUGUGGUCUGGGGCAUACCCAUGUCUGGAAGCAGCCUCUGUCCCUGCAGGGGCUCCAGACCCCAGCCACGGAUGGCUAAGGAGGAGCUAGGCCAGGGCACGCACAGACAACCCCCGACAUUCAUGGGUGUCCAGCCCUACUCUGGGUGUGGAGGUCGUGGCCCCGCUGCCUGACCCAGAGCUCGGCUCUUCCACUUGCGCUUCCCACCCCCAGCUUCACAAGGUCACCUCCAGGAACUCAGUCUUUUUGUGUGUUGUGUUCUGGAGAAGGAAGGUGAUCUCCCCACUCCCGGGGCUGUCUGCCUUCCCUGUAGCUGGCAGGCGCCAGAGGCCCCCGCCUGUGACAUCCGGCUUUCCUCCCACCACACUCGCCUGAGAGCCAGCAUCUGUCUUCUUGGGCCUGCUCAAGAUCUCCUCCGUGUCAGCCCCUCCUCCAUGCCCUUCUCCCUCAGACCCCAGCCCCCCAUCCCUUCACCGCCCACUGGGGCUCAUCGCUCAGGCUGUAGGAGGGAAAUGGAAGGAUGUCCUCCCGGGGUCUGGCUGGCGCUGGGUGUCCGAGUCAGCGGAGCGCCCCCACCAGUCUCCCCGAGGCAGAGUCAUGGGGGUGCUGGCGCCUGGACGCUGUCUCAUCCCGGGGAGCCGCUUUCCACCGGCUCCCUGGGCUCCAGCCGCCCCACGCGAGCCCCCGGCUGGUUCUGGGGCCAGGACCGCCCCUCUCCAAGGCAGACUUCCCUUCAUUCCACGACAAAGACGCGCAGCCCCGUUUCCCUGGGGCUCUAGCCCGUGAGAUCGCCGGGUGUAUCCCGACUCCCGCCGGCACGUGCGCUCCCCCAGGGCAGGGCCUGCCUGUCCCCUUCCGCGGGUCGCCAGCAGCCAGCACAGGCCGCAAACGGCGGUCCGCAGAGCGGACCAAAGGAGCCGACCCUCGCAGGCUUGGAGCCGGACGCGGCGGGGCAGAGCCCCCGAGGCUGCAGCUCGCCGGAACCCGCGGGAGGGCAGCCGGGCUGGGCGGAGCGCACAGCGCAACGGACCGACCGCGCAGGCUCUGCCGGCCACUUCCGGUGUCGCGCGGCGGCUCCCGGCAGGAGGCAGAGGGCACACCGCCAGCCCCAGGCCAGGCUGCGAGGGCCGCGGACCCGAGCCGGGAAGGACCUUGGGCGGACGAGCCGCGCGUCCCGCAGCCAUGGAGCAGGACGACCCGGCCGAGGCGCUGACGGAGCUGCGCGAGCGGCGGCUGGGCGCGCUGGAGCUGCUGCAGGCGGCGGCCGGCUCGGGCUUGGCAGCCUACGCGGUGUGGGCGCUGCUGCUCCAGCCCGGCUUCCGGCGCGUGCCGCUGCGGCUGCAGGUGCCCUACGUCGGCGCGAGCGCGCGGCAGGUGGAGCACGUGUUGUCUCUGCUGCGAGGACGCCCCGGAAAAACGGUGGAUCUGGGCUCUGGCGACGGCAGGAUCGUGCUGGCGGCCCACAGGUGCGGCCUCCGCCCGGCCGUGGGCUACGAGCUGAACCCCUGGCUGGUGGCGCUGGCGCGGCUGCACGCCUGGAGGGCCGGCUGUGCCGGCAGCGCCGGCAGCGUCUGCUAUCGCCGCAAGGAUCUCUGGAAGGUGAGCCUGAGGGACUGCCGCAACGUGUCUGUGUUCCUGGCCCCUAGCGUGCUCCCGCUGCUGGAGGACAAGCUGCGGACAGAGCUGCCUGCCGGGGCCCGCGUGGUGUCUGGGCGCUUCCCACUCCCCACCUGGCAGCCUGUGGCCGUGGUUGGCGAGGGCCUGGACCGAGUAUGGGCCUAUGAUGUUCCUGAGGAGGCUGGGGAGGCCGUCUCCUCGCGGAUCCCCAUCCAGGCUGCCCCCGGACCUAGUUCUGCCCCCGUCCCGGGGGGCUUGUUUCUCAGGCCAGCUGAAUGUUAGACACGAUAAAGACUCUGUGGGUUCUA
Molecule: messenger RNA, 4416 nt
Organism: Gorilla gorilla gorilla (western lowland gorilla)
Lineage: Eukaryota; Metazoa; Chordata; Mammalia; Primates; Hominidae
Gene: ANTKMT
Product: adenine nucleotide translocase lysine methyltransferase
Exons: 5
Coding region: 3674-4390 (238 amino acids)
Biological process (GO): regulation of mitochondrial ATP synthesis coupled proton transport; peptidyl-lysine trimethylation; positive regulation of proton-transporting ATP synthase activity, rotational mechanism
Cellular component (GO): mitochondrion
Molecular function (GO): protein-lysine N-methyltransferase activity
Source: RefSeq, a predicted model, not a curated record